Messenger RNA from Cynoglossus semilaevis (tongue sole), 2373 nucleotides. RefSeq names its product interleukin-6-like. Gene Ontology annotation, molecular function: cytokine activity; interleukin-6 receptor binding. NCBI's taxonomy places the organism in Eukaryota, Metazoa, Chordata, Actinopteri, Pleuronectiformes, Cynoglossidae. The transcript has 5 exons. Bases 1626 to 2315 code for a protein of 229 amino acids. Gene Ontology annotation, biological process: immune response; cell differentiation. Gene Ontology annotation, cellular component: extracellular region. The record is from RefSeq and is a predicted model, not a curated record.
CUGCCGGGGGAAGUUAGAGACCCUCAAAGUUUCUCAGAAAGACCCAGAGAAAAGCCCAAGGUAUCAGACAGAUUUAUUCUUAUUCAAGGGGAACUCAUUCAACCACACUGUUUUAUGAGCGCUCCCAGGAAAUUUUCACAGGGGUGUCCAUAACCAAAACAGCUCUCCUCAGGGUCACCCCAGAUUGGUUCCCACUCACGGUCGUGUGCUGAAUCACCUCCUCCUACCAUUCUCACCCGUGGUGUUUUAGUUUCCCAUGUCCUCGACUUUAUUUCUUGUAGAAGGCUUUUUACUACUACUGUUCCUUAGUCAGAGGUCAGGGGUCUGGUCGUCUGUUCUGACGAAGGACAAAAUGUACUGAUAGACAGGAGUUGAAUUCAUAGUGAAAAGAAUUAACAAAAAAAAGUUGAUAAAUAUAGAGGUCAGCCUUACCACAACGUGACCAAGACCAGAUAUGGCAUGACAUAAAAGAUGUCAUCAGUGAGUGUUACAGGGAAGUGUGGUUUAAAACUGAUGCAAUAAUCAUUGGCAUGGGAUUUAAAAAAGAAAGAAAAAAAACAGAAAUGGAAAGUUGUGUCCCUCCCUUCCUUAGAAAUUAGAGUUGCACUAGAAGUAUGAGUAAGCAUUUAAACAAGUGAACUACUGUUUCUCCAUAUGCCUGUAGUGUAAUUUAGAUCUGUGUCCAGACUAUUUUAAGACCAUUUCACAACUUAUUGGCACCACAGCUUCCACCAUGACGGCUAUUUUUACCUAACCUGGGAAUUCUCCAACUGAGCUAACAGAGAAGGAGACAAUGGGAAAUUAUUUAUCAAAGAUAGGAUCAAGGGGAACUACAUUUUUUCUACAUUUCUCAAAAACAACAUUUUAAAAAGUACUUUUUUGAAAUCCCAGUUGUGUGGCACCUGGUUUCACUUUACUUGGAACAAUAUUGGAUACAUUCACUGAUACCUUGUGGACACUGUUAUAGACAUGCAGUAUGAGUCACAUUUAAACAAGGUUUUCUAAAUCUUUGGUCCUUUUUUUGGCAUUUAAAAAACCACAUUCUUAAGUGAUAAAUAAGUAAUAAAUAAGCAAUCCUAAUAUUUGAAAUUGCGUAACAGAAACAUUCUAAAUAGAAAUCUAGGACUGGAUAAUACACAAUGUCAACAUCGAGAGUGCUUCAAAAUUUUCUAUCCAAAUUUAAAAGGGAAUUCCCUUCCUAUGUCACAUUUGAGCAGUGAUAUUUUUAUUUUAUUUCCUCUUCUUCCCUUCAAAUGAGUAAAACCUUAAAAUAUUUGUGAGGUUCUUUCCCCACAUGUAUGUGUGAAUAUUUGCAUUGCCACAGUUAAGAAAUGCCAAGAUUUUUACUUAAGUGACAUACAGUGAAAACAACAGUAAAUGUUUGGUUUUUUAAAAUUAAUGUUAUUAUUAUUACUACUAGAAAGCAAUAAAGGAAAUAGAAAUUCCUGCAUGGACCUGAAUUUGUUGCUCACUGAACCGGAUGCUUGACCCAAGUGAUAAAGGAAAGUAUUGGGAAACCCCCUCCUGCCUGAAGAAUAUAAAAUGUCCACUUAUGUCUCAGACCAGGCAACAUCUUCUGGCAGUGAGAGUUGUCGGCAUCAGAAGAACUUCAUCAGCAGUGCAUCAUGGUCUCAACCCUCAAAGCCAAGUUUCUGUCAACGCUGACGCUGCUGACAGCCCUGCUGCUGUGUGCCCUCGGAGCGCCAGUGGAAACUGAGGUGACCGACAUUCUGGCAGGUGACUCUUCAGGUGAGGAGGAGGAUGUAGUGACCCAUGGACUCUUGAGUGCGUCUCCAUUUUGGGGCUUGAUUCUCGGCGCAACUGCUCGUCACCAGAAAGAGUUUGAAGAGGAAUUCAAGAGUGAAAUGACAUAUUACUAUCUGGACAACUACAGAUUCCCCGCAAUUCCAGCAGGCUGCCCUACAUCCAACUUUAGCAAGGAGGCAUGUCUCAAGAGGUUGGCCGAAGGUCUGAACACCUACAUGGUUCUUUUAAUGUAUGUGGAGCAGGAGUAUCCCAACAACGCCAUUGUGAUGGAGAUCAAACCCUACAACAUUAGGCUAAUCAACCUCAUCAAAGAAAAGAUGAAGAACCCCAGACUGGUCACCAACAUGACCAGCAGCCAGCAGGAGAAACUGCUGAGUGACCUCAACAACCCGAUCCCUUUCGAAAGAAAGAUGACAGCGCACUGCAUCCUGCGGCAGUUCCACAACUUCCUGCGUGAUGGCAUAGUGGCAGUUCGCAAACGAGAGAGGGGGCGGACCAGUCGCGUCAUGAAACCUAACCUUCACUUUUUUACAGCACUGAAGAAUUAAGUGACCACAGAGGAAACAGGCUCUGACGUCCUGAUGAGGCACCACAGAAUUUAACAAA